Molecule: messenger RNA, 3673 nt
Organism: Nothobranchius furzeri (turquoise killifish)
Lineage: Eukaryota; Metazoa; Chordata; Actinopteri; Cyprinodontiformes; Nothobranchiidae
Gene: sh3kbp1
Product: SH3-domain kinase binding protein 1
Biological process (GO): cell migration; actin filament organization
Molecular function (GO): protein binding
Source: RefSeq, a predicted model, not a curated record
CUGGCCGCUCGCUGCGCCUCCUCCUCUCGUGACAGAGAAAAGAGGAAGGAAUAUGGUUUGAUGUGACGCUCCUCCUGUUUCAGCGCUGCUGUAGCGGAUCUCUGCUUCAGACAGGAGGCUGGAGCUCGGUCCGAAUCAAAGCCGCCACCAUACCUGAGAAUAACGCCGUCCCCGAGACCCACAAUCCUGCAGGAGCGCUUCCAGCACACCGGGAGACAUAAAUGGUGGAGGCCGUGGUGGAGUUCGACUAUGAGGCUCAGCAGGACGAUGAGUUGACCCUGGCGGUGGGCGACGUCAUCAAGAACAUACGGCGGGAUGAUGGCGGCUGGUGGGAGGGUGAGCUGGGCGGACGCAGGGGUCUUUUCCCUGAUAAUUUUGUCAGGGAGAUAAAGAAGGAAGGGAAGAGAGAUGGAGGACAGGCGAGCAUGCUCAGGUCUGAACUUUCCAACGGCAGGGCCAGUCCCGUGUUGGACCAGAGCGCCCGACCCAGCAAGAAAGGAGAGCAAAUCCGCAAACGCAGAUGUAAGGCUGCGUUCAGCUACAUGCCUCAGCAUGAAGAUGAGCUGGAGCUGAAAGUUGGAGACGUCAUUGAGGUCAUCACAGAGGUAGAGGAGGGCUGGUGGGAAGGAUUUCUCAACGGGAAAGUCGGAAUGUUUCCCUCCAAUUUUACCAAAGAGGUCCUGACUGAGUCAGAAACGCCCUCUUUGGACACGCCCACCUCACAGGAGGAGCAUGGAAACAGCCACACCAGCAAGGACAGCCCCGGCAGUGAAAGUGACGGAACAGACAGUCGGUCAGAAACAGGGUCAGAAAUCCAGCCCAAAAAGGUCCAAGGCUUUGGGUUUGGAAACAUCUUCAAAGAUCAGCCCAUCAAGCUGAGACCUUGCUCCGUGGAUAUGGACACUCAGGGGGACAAGGUCGAAGGGAAACCAGCAAGCGUUGCGGCUGAAAGCAUGAAGACUGAACCAGAUGGCAAAACCAAAGUGCGGGAGCAGUGCAAAGUCCUUUUUCCUUACGAGGCCCAAAAUGAAGACGAACUCACGCUGAAAGAGGGUGAAAUUAUCAACAUCAUCACCAAGGACUGCGCUGACGCAGGAUGGUGGAUGGGGGAGAUUGGUGGGAGGCAAGGUGUCUUCCCAGAUAACUUUGUCAAAAUGCUAGAAGCUGAGAAAGAGAGACCGAAGAAACCCCCACCACCCAGCGCUCCGUCAGUGAAACACGCCGCAGAGAAAAAAUGUGAAGCGAAGAAACUUCCUCCUGAGCGGCCUGAGCAUCUUCCCCUGAGAGACCAGGAACGAGGUGAAGAUAUGAAGACUGGAGAAAUCCCUAAACCCUCCCUCCCCACCCACCUUCUCAAGAAGCCCCUCCCCCCAAAGUCAAGCUCCUCCUCCGCUUCCCAUCCCCCACGACGUCCAGAGAGACCACCUAUUCUAGCGUGUGAAAGCCCCAAAUCUGAAGGCGGGGCUUCGACACCAGAUUCUGCCCCUGACAGGUCACAAGUCGCCGAUGUGGACCUGGACGUGGUCGUCACGUCCACGGAGAAGCUCAGUCACCCGACUGUGUCACGGCCUCGUGUCAUGGACCGCCGACCUCGCUCUCAGAUCAUCGCACCUUCCUCGCUGUCCUGUACAGACCUGGACUCUCUUGUAGCGACUGACAGGAAGGACAAGAAGAAGGAAGAACAUGAGUCCAUCUCUGUCAGACCUAUGGACGUGUCCCUGAGGAAAGGAAUUCCCAUUAUCCCAGUACCAGACAGUAAAGCAGCUCUGUCGAAGCCCUCUGUCCUGUCUCCACCAAACUCCGGCCAUCGCUCCAUCUCCCCAUCCUCCUCCUCGCAUCUGACCCCCUCCCCGGAGCUCCGGCAAGCACCACUGAUGCCACCAACGCUGGAGGAACUCAGGAACCAGCUGAGAGACUUGAGAGCCUCCAUAGAGCUGCUGAAGAGCCAGCACAAGCAGGAGAUGAAGCAGCUGUCCAACGCGCUGGACGAAGAGAAGAAGAUACGUGUUAGUUUACAGGUGGAAGUAGAGCACAUAAAGAAGAGCCUGUCCAAAUGAGGACUAAAGCAUGCUCAUCAGCCCACUCUGAUCACAUCUGAAAAACAUUAUCACUGCUAGUUUUGACACUUCAGACAAAACUGAGUUUGUGCCAAAUAAUCGUCACGAUCAGCAACGAUUAAGCACCAUGGAGUCUGCCAUCUUUUCCCCCUUUGCCGCCUUAUCCUGUGUUUACUUCAUUUAUGUUUUUCUUUCAUCAAGUCUUAUUUGUUCAGUUCACUGCGGUCUUGCUGUGCCAUUGGUACUGACUGACCGUGGCUUGUCGCCACGGUAAUCGAACAUGGAGCUGCGGCUGCCGUGGCGACCGCAUUGGUACUUUAUGCCACUGACGGCAAAGAAAUCUUCAACCUCUGUAGCCCGGUCGGAUCAGGUGACCUCUGUGCUGUACUGCGUCCACUUUGUGGCCUUCACCUCCAGUGUGUGUGUGUAUGUGUGUGUGUGUUUCUGUUGGUUUUCCUGAUAUGUGAGGACAGUAAGUAUAGCAGUUGAAAGUAGGGACAUUUUAGCAAAAGGAUGUUCUUUCCUCUAAAAAACAAAGUUCUUGGCCUAAACAUGGUUUCCAUCACAGAAUCCAGAACUUGAUUAAGUUUCAGGAUCAUAAGCUCCUGCCCCUCAAACAUCCCUUGCGUAGCUUUUAUUUUUGUGCUAUGAACUGCUUCAUUUAUAUUGUAAUUAUAAUAUAAAAUCACAUAAAUGAGGGACCAAUACUGAAGCUUUUUAAACAAUGUAGAUAAAAAGGCCAAACCGAAUCCAAAAAUGCUUCCAAACUGUUUGUUUUUGUCCAUUGUAAACUUGCAGGGAGCUUUUUUACAUUUUCAUAUUUCAAUAAUAAAUUUAACUUUUUUUUCUUUUUAAAAAUCCAGUAACAAAUUUAAAUAAAAUCUCUCCAUUUUUGUGGUAUUAAAGUUACAAAAACCAGAAGUGUUAUUCUUUAAAGAAUGUUUUUGCCAUUUUGAAGUGUGCCUGUAAAUAAAUAUGAUCUUACCUGUUGUAGAUGGCCUCAUGAAUGUAGGCCUCUGUACUGAGAAAAAAGCGUAAAAGUCUUACCAAUCUGAAACUCAAACUGUAUCCAUGUCAAUUUAGUAAGUUUUGCACAAUAUUGUAGUUAUUUGCAAAUAUAACCAUACUUUUAUAAGUCUCAGAGAGCUGAUUUUGUUUCAUAAUGGAUACAUUUGAAACUAUUUCUUCAGAAACACACUUUAAUGUAACCAAAAUCUUCAUUGUGUUUGAUUAUUCUGAAAAACGCAGCAUUAUUUUUUUGUUUCCCCUUCAACGGGGUUAAACUUGCAGUAAGACAUCACACCAAAACACACAAGGAUUAGAGGAGCUGAUUUACAUUCUAGGUGUUAUUAAAACACGUCUAAGGGAACACAUCAUGGGUUUCUUAGCUUAGUUUAAAUACAGGAAGGUUUUUGUUUGUCUUAUCUGUAAAUAAACAAGAUAAAAAUGCAGCUGAGUUUUUAUAAUGACAAGAACUUUAACUGUUUAGAACAUACAUCUUAUAAUAAAGAUUAUAAAAACAAGAUUUGAUGGUUGAGGAAGUGCAAAAAAACAAGAAUUUAAUCCAGAUCACAUCCAUAUAAAAAUAUGACUAGAUCAUUGUUUUUAUUUUGUGA